AUGACACCACCGAAGAAGCACGAAUCACGCUCCACGGCGGCGAGACUGAAAAGGCUUUUUCGACAAAGAACAACUAUUCUCGGUUCUGCCGCGUUGGUCAGAAAAUUUGAUGAACAAUACCAAGACGGACAAAUUCACCAACUUAAAGUGCGGAUUGAAUCUUUAGACCAAUUGUGGGCAGAAUUUGCACGGGUGCAAGAUGAAAUCGAAGAGCUCGAAUGUCACGUAGAUUUCGACGAAGAAGAUGAUGAUGUUGAGCCAACUUUGUCCGAGCAACGCAUCCGUUUCCAAAAUUUGUACUUUGAGCUCAAAGCGUCGCUCAUUAGCAAGCUACCGGCCCCAGGCGCUUCGGCUACGGUUGCUUCUACGCCACAAGACCAUCGUCCACCGGUUCAACCAACGCAUUCUGUGCGGUUGCCGGAGAUCAACAUUCCUGAGUUUUGCGGCAAUCCAUCCAACUGGAUUGUAUUUCGGGACAUUUUUCGGUCCAUGAUACACAUGAAUGUGCAACUCUCGUCGGUGCAGAAAAUGCACUAUCUGAAGGCGGCUCUCAAAGGCGAUGCUGCUCGUAUUGUUGCUAAUUUGGGAGUGAAUUCAGGAAACUAUCCGAUCGCAUGGAAAUCGGUUUGUGAGCGAUACGAUAAUCCGAAUCUUCUACGGAAACAUCAUUUCGCUACUCUUUUUGCAAUUCCUUGUGUAAAAAGGGCUUCGUCGUCGAGCUUAUAUAACCUCGUUGACGAAUUCGACCAUCAGGUGGGAAUUUUAGAGAAGCUGGACGACCCAGCUAGUCUGUGGGACACUGUGCUCGUUGAAACCCUGAGUAAGCGAUUAGAUACUGCUACGCUCAAGGAAUGGGAAAAUUCGUGUGAGGUAGAAGAGCGCCCAACUUACAAGAACCUGGUAGAUUUUGUACGGAAAGCUUCGCGUGUGCUGCAAUCCGUAACGCUGUUGCAGUCUCCGAGUCAAUCUUCCGAAGCAAAACCCACUAAACCCAAACCGAUUUCCACUCAUAUAGUAACAGAGACAACAAGCAAAUGUUCUCUUUGCAAACAAGCCCACCCACUCUACAAAUGCGAUCAGCAUGGAGACGAAGCCACGUUUUGA
Molecule: messenger RNA, 1104 nt
Organism: Toxorhynchites rutilus septentrionalis
Lineage: Eukaryota; Metazoa; Arthropoda; Insecta; Diptera; Culicidae
Exons: 1
Coding region: 1-1104 (367 amino acids)
Source: RefSeq, a predicted model, not a curated record